GGCCUUAUCGACUAGUGUACAAUAUUUGGUAAUGUGAUGUGGGUGUGUGUGUGUAUGCUGAAUGUUGGGUGGAGGAUUUACUUAGCUAGCUAUAAUCAUGUUAAGGUUUCUUAGUCAGGUCGACAAUGUUGUUAAAUUUCAAAGAUUAUGCGGUUUAUCUUGGGAAUACAAAACUAAAGUCAGCGUAGAUGGAGAGGACAACAGAGAGGACAACAAAAAGCGUGAAGGCGACAUUGAGUAUUGUUAUAAUCCAAUUCUUCAUAAACUAUUUGAGCUUGGCUCUGAAUUGGGAAAUGAAUUAUUUUACAUAACUUUCUUUCCGUUUGUUUUCUGGAAUGUUGAUGAUUAUAUUGCAAGAAGGUUAAUAGUUCUUUGGGUUUUUAACAUGUAUGCUGGCCAGGGAUUGAAAGAUGUUUUAUGCUGGCCACGUCCUGAUUCCCCACCGGUUUUGAGGUUGGAAAAAAUAUAUGAAAGUGAAUAUGGGAUGCCUUCUACACAUGCGAUUGCUGGAUCUAUUAUUCCUUUUGGGCUAGUCUACUUCAGUUAUGGGCGAUUUCAGUAUAAUUUGGCAUAUGGGAUACUAUUCUUCAUUGGAUGGACAACACUUGUUUGUUUAAGUCGUAUCUACAGAGGCAUGCAUACCUUUCAGGACAUAAUAGCAGGCCUCUCCGUAGCUGCAUUUGUGACAGCAUUAUGGUUGCCAUAUUUAGACCUCAGUCUUGAAAUCUUUCUGUCCUCAUCGAACGCUUGGAUAUUUAUAUUUUUGAUACCCACUUUAAUGAUUUACGCCUUUCCAACGCAAUGUAUGGAAACUCGCAAUGACACUGCCCGAAUUAUAUCUGUGGGUUGUGGUUGCAUGCUUGCAGCUUGGAAUGAUUAUUAUAUCGAUCAAGUUCCCUUGCCUAAUCCAUACAAAGGAGCUCCAAAACCAAUCAUCUCCACGGACGUUGCUGCAUGGAUGUUGUUUGGGGCGUCCAGGUUUAUCAUCGGCGUGUCCAUGUUAAUACCCAUAAAAAUUAUUUUGAAGUCUGUUAUAUACAAUAUUGCAAGUAUUAUGAAUUCGACUAAUGUCAAAUCCACUGACAGAAAAGCCAACGAAUCUUUUACGAUACCAUAUUUAUUUAUAACGUACCUUUCAAUAGGAUAUACAGCUUUUUAUGUUGCACCCAAAGUGUUCACUUUUGUUGGAUUAAUUCUUUAAUGUUAUGGAUACGUGUGUUUCUGAUUUAAAGAACUACUUUUGUACCCUGUGCAUAUCAAUACUGUUGUAGAGAAUCAUUGUUUUUUUUUUGUUUUUUUUGUAAAUUAAUUUUUCUAUGAUGCCUUUAUUUUCAAUGCAUGUUCGAACAAGACAUGGCAAUUCUAUGAGAGACAAGUAUAUACACGCGAAAAUCUAUUGUUCUCACUAUAAGAGCACAUGCUUUUAAUUGGGUGCAAGUCCGUCUCGUAAUAUUUCAACUUUCAGUUGAAAACAGCAGAAAUAGGGAUCUUAUUAAAGGAAAUGAGAUAUUGAUACCUGGUCGAUGUAUGGUAGGUUUUUUUCAGAUUGCGAUUCUUAGAUUGUGUUUUCGCAGUGCUGAAACAACCCUUCAUAUCGUAUGUAUGUAAGCUAUGACUUGCAUGCGUAUUCACUCUGUUAGGCAAGUCGGGAACUUUUAAAAUAUGGUCAAAUGUCUGAAACAAGUCCAGGAAUUACAAUCAGAACUUUUUUUUUAAAUAUUGGCCAAGCUCGAAUUUCAGGUCUGUUCUUCGGAAUAAGCAUUAAUUUUAAAGUAUCUUGUUUCUAUAACCUUGUUAUUAAAUGUGCAUUUUAAGGUAAUUUUAGGUUGCGAAUGUUUCCGGAAAAAACAUUCGCGGUUUUACGAAAUUAGAAUUUUUUGUGGCAAAGUAUUUUUGAGGUUUUACGAUAUUAAUUUUUUUUUUCGGGUCAAAACUUGUCUGUGUUUCUGCAAGACUUUAAAUUUGGUAACAGUGCAACUGGAUUUUAUAAUUUUUUUCUUAUAGCAACAAAUUCUAAGAGAAUAUUUUUAACUGGUACAUUUUGUCAUAUUUAUAUAUAUUUAGAUAUUUGCUUACCUCCUUGCUUUUUGUAAUAUUGUACAUAAUUAUAAUGCGAAUUUAAA
Molecule: messenger RNA, 2123 nt
Organism: Hydractinia symbiolongicarpus
Lineage: Eukaryota; Metazoa; Cnidaria; Hydrozoa; Anthoathecata; Hydractiniidae
Product: sphingosine-1-phosphate phosphatase 2-like
Exons: 3
Coding region: 98-1201 (367 amino acids)
Biological process (GO): phospholipid dephosphorylation; sphingosine metabolic process
Cellular component (GO): endoplasmic reticulum membrane
Molecular function (GO): sphingosine-1-phosphate phosphatase activity
Source: RefSeq, a predicted model, not a curated record